Messenger RNA from Ctenopharyngodon idella (grass carp), 2736 nucleotides. It is a transcript of the gene npffr1l2, whose product is annotated as neuropeptide FF receptor 1 like 2. Bases 431 to 1879 code for a protein of 482 amino acids. Gene Ontology annotation, biological process: G protein-coupled receptor signaling pathway. Lineage: Eukaryota; Metazoa; Chordata; Actinopteri; Cypriniformes; Xenocyprididae. Gene Ontology annotation, cellular component: membrane. The record is from RefSeq and is a predicted model, not a curated record. Gene Ontology annotation, molecular function: peptide binding; neuropeptide receptor activity. The transcript has 4 exons.
GCUGUCUCGCUCAAUCUUGUGAGAUGGUGGGAGCAGCAGACGUGGCGUGGACGAGAGACUGCGCGUGGAGGGGCUGAGAGAUGCUGUGAAUAUGAUUGAAAGGGCUCUCCUGUGCGCGCUACUUGUUGACUCAGAGCUUCACCGGGAGCGCAGAGCGGAUCAUCGGAGAUGCCAAUAACACGACGUGAUCACCAGCCGUCCUUCAAGCUUUCUCAGCCACACUAGUUCAUUUAUGACCGUGCGGGGACAGAGGAAUCUUAUUGUAUACUGACUGCAUAUAAAAGACGUUGUUUUUUUAAAGCUACAGUUAAAAGUAACUUAAAAGACGUUUACUUACAGUGUAAUACUAGGGCACAGGAGUGAAACGUGUACAGUCCCCGUUUGAAGGUGCUGUCUGCAACCAGCAUAGCAAGAGGAACUCUGUGGCAGCAUGGCGGAUGAGCUAGCAGAAAUGGAGAUGUCACAGGAGCUUUCCAUGCUCUAUUUGAACAGCAGUCCCCCGAAUGCUUACGCAAACAACAGUAAUGUCACCAACCACACCAGUAUCACCUACUACCCAUACUACCAGCACUCUCUGCCCGUGGCUGCCGCCCUGACCGUGGCCUACCUCUUCAUCUUCCUGUUGUGCAUGGUGGGAAAUGGCUUGGUAUGUCUGAUUGUGCUGGAGAACCGGCGGAUGAGAACGGUCACAAACCUCUUCAUCCUCAACCUGGCCGUUAGUGACCUCCUGGUGGGCGUCUUCUGUAUCCCAACAACCCUGGUGGAUAACCUCAUUACAGGUUGGCCAUUCACAAACACAGUCUGUAAGAUGAGUGGUCUGGUGCAGGGCAUGUCUGUCUCUGCCUCUGUGUUCACACUGGUGGCCAUUGCAGUGGACAGGUUCCGUUGCAUCGUAUACCCUUUUCAACCUAAACUCACCCUACUGGUUGCCAAGGUGACCAUAGUGAUGAUCUGGGUGCUCGCAGUGGUGAUUAUGUGUCCAUCAGCUGUGACGUUGACUGUGGAGAGAGUGGAGCAUCAUUACAUGGUCCACAAUGAAGACUACAACCACACAUACCCACUUUUCUCAUGCUUUGAGAACUGGGCCAACCCACAGAUGAGAAAAGUCUACACCACCGUCCUGUUUGCACACAUUUACCUUAUUCCCCUCACCCUGAUCACUCUUAUGUACGGACGUAUUGGGAUCAAACUCUACACCACCUCUGUGAUCUCUGGGAACGAUCAGCAUGAAGGCGGACAGUCUCACGCCUCCCCUCCGGUCCCUGGAGCCCAGCAGGAAGGCCGGCCCCUCGUUUCCCAAAAGAAGAUCAAAGUGAUUAAGAUGCUGAGCAUCGUGGCCCUGUUAUUCACACUCUCCUGGCUGCCUCUGUGGACCCUGAUGCUCCUCACAGACUAUGGAGGUCUGAACGAAGAUGACUUGGAGCUGCUGAGCGGCUACGUGUUCCCAUUCGCUCACUGGUUGGCCUUCUCGAACUCUAGCGUCAAUCCCAUCAUCUAUGGGUACUACAAUGAGAACUUCAAGAGGGGCUUUCAGGCGGUGUGCAGGACACAUUCAUGCUGCUGUGAGGGAAUAUCGGUGAGGAGCGGAAUGCAACGGAAAGCCAGAGGAGACAUAAGGGAUCCUGCAGUCAACUCCAAUCCCUUGAAUUUCGUUGCAAGGAACCGAGUCUACAAUGACGGCGAUCUGAAGAACUCCGGGACGUGCCUGGAGUUGGAGCACAGGAGAACUGGGCGGCUUUGUAAUAAUUCGGUCUGCUCCAAUGACACAGGAUCUAGUGUGGGAUCUGGGAUAAAAGGGGUGACAAACCAAAAAGUCUUUCAGAUGGAGGAGCCAGAAAGCCCUAUUAGAGUGGGUAAAAACCAAGCCUGGGAUGAAUAGAUGGAUUAUUUGUGCGAUUACCUGACUCCACAGAUCUUUAAUGUAAAGUGAGAUAUGAAAAGUGAAUGAAGUCAGUCUUAAAGUACUCAUCUCUUCAGACAAUUUCUGUGAAAACACUUGGAAGAGGGAAUAAUUCCCUUCUCAAUUUUUCUACAAGGAUUUUGGGCUCAAAAUUCACAAGCUUUUUUUGUUUUGUUUUCCUGGAAAGUGCAAACGAGAACAACGUCAAAAGUCAUAUUUAAAGAAAUAUAUUGCAUUGUAAAGCACUUGUUUACAAACUUUAGCUUUAAUUUGCAAUUAAAAGAUUUUAAUUACUCAAAUUCAUGCCAAAAAAAAAGUCACAUAUUUAAAAUAAAUGUCUAGUCUGAACAUCCAACAGGAAAAUCUGUGGGAUAAUUUCUGAUAUUUGAACUGGAGUCUGUGAAAUGAUGUUUAAGCCUAACAGUUUUUCUCAGAUCAGGCAACAAGCUGUGAUCAGUAAAUUGGCUGUUUAUCUUUUCUCAAGAUUGCAUUGCGCAGUUGCACAAAUGUUUUCCUGAAAUGUGCAUUAGUAUUUUGUAUAUUGUAUUUGUGUGUGUCCAUUAUUAUGUAAAUGAGUGAUAUUAAUACUGUUGUGAAAACCAUUGGAGUGAACACCAUUUGUGGUUAAUACCAAAGGGGAAAGAUGCCAUAUGUCAUAUUUGAUAUAGCUACUGUUGUUCACCACGAGAGAAAACAGAACAGCAGUGCGGCAAAGAUGCGAGGAAUAAGCACAAUCUGUGACUAUGACUCAAAUGUUUAUAUUUUAAUGUUCACUGUGUUUUUCAUGCAUUCUAAGUGGUCUGACUGUGGCUUUAAGAGGCUUAUGUAAAACAUGA